This is a messenger RNA of Pipistrellus kuhlii (Kuhl's pipistrelle), 5107 nucleotides long. RefSeq names its product PHD finger protein 2 (gene PHF2). The coding region runs from base 463 to 3513 and encodes 1016 amino acids. The transcript has 20 exons. Lineage: Eukaryota; Metazoa; Chordata; Mammalia; Chiroptera; Vespertilionidae. The record is from RefSeq and is a predicted model, not a curated record. Gene Ontology annotation, biological process: regulation of transcription by RNA polymerase II; protein demethylation. Gene Ontology annotation, molecular function: histone demethylase activity; transcription coregulator activity.
GCCUCCUUUUCCAACCCGUACAGCCUUGCCCAGCCCAGGCAGCCCCUCCUGGUCGGCUCCUGCCCUCACAGCUGCUGUGCAGAGACUCCAUCUGCUCCCAAAGGCCUCAGCAGGGGGCACAGACUCCAGCACCUGCAGGGGCCAAGCUCGUCUGAGACAGGGACACGAUGCAGGCCUGUCUAAGGGGCUGUGCAGCCCAGCCCUGUCCCGAUGGCCUCCACCUUGCUGGGGUCUUGACAUUUGCAUCAUGGGAAUCUGCUCUACAUCCCUUCUUCGCCCCUGCAGGGAAUCUUAGUGAAGAAGAAGCGGACCUGGCACAAACACAGCCUGGGGCAGACGCCUGACGUGAAACCCGUGCAGAACGGCAGCCAGCUCUUCAUCAAGGAGCUGCGGAGUCGGACCUUUCCCAGUGCGGAAGAUGUCGUGGCCCGCGUGCCAGGCAGCCAGCUCACACUGGGCUACAUGGAGGAGCAUGGCUUCACGGAGCCCAUUCUUGUCCCCAAGAAAGACGGCCUGGGCCUGGCGGUGCCGGCCCCCACCUUCUAUGUCAGCGAUGUCGAGAACUACGUGGGCCCAGAGCGGAGUGUGGACGUGACAGAUGUCACCAAGCAGAAGGACUGCAAGAUGAAACUGAAGGAGUUUGUGGACUAUUACUACAGCACCAGCCGUAGGCGGGUCCUCAGCCUCACCAGCCUGGAGUUCUCCGACACCAGAAUGUCCAGCUUCGUGGAGCCGCCUGAGAUUGUGAAGAAACUGUCCUGGGUAGAGAACUACUGGCCCGAUGACGCGCUGCUGGCCAAGCCCAAGGUGACUAAGUACUGCCUGAUCUGUGUGAAGGACAGCUACACCGACUUCCACAUCGACUCCGGGGGCGCCUCUGCCUGGUACCAUGUGCUCAAGGGGGAGAAGAUCUUCUAUCUCAUCAAGCCGGCUUCCGCCAACAUCUCCCUGUAUGAGCGCUGGCAGUCGGCCUCGAACCACAGCGAGAUGUUCUUUGCCGACCAGGUAGACAAAUGCUACAAGUGCACUCUCAAGCAGGGCCAGACGCUCUUCAUCCCCUCCGGCUGGAUUUAUGCCACACUCACGCCCGUGGACUGCCUGGCCUUCGCGGGACAUUUCCUCCACAGCCUGAGUGUGGAGAUGCAGAUGAGAGCAUACGAAGUGGAAAGAAGGUUGAAACUGGGCAGCCUGACUCAGUUUCCCAACUUUGAAACUGCCUGCUGGUACAUGGGAAAGCACCUGCUGGAGGCUUUCAAAGGUUCUCACAAAUCCGGGAAGCAGCUGCCCCCUCAUUUAGUCCAGGGAGCUAAAAUUCUCAAUGGUGCUUUCAGAUCAUGGACUAAAAAGCAGGCUUUGGCAGAGCAUGAAGAUGAGCUCCCCGAGCACUUCAAACCCUCGCAGCUCAUCAAGGACCUGGCCAAAGAGAUCCGGCUCAGCGAGAAUGCCUCCAAGGCUGCCAGACCAGAAGUGACUUCUGCGAUCUCGAAUGAGGUCUACUUUGGGGAUCGAGAGAAGGAGCAACCUCCCUCGCCCAUUGAGGCCAGCCCUCCUCGGUCCUUCCUGGAGAAGGUGUCCAAAAAAAAGACUCACAAAACCAUGAAGAUACCCAAGCCAUCCAAAGUCCCCAAGCCCCCCAAGCCUCCCAAGCCUCCGAAGCCCCCCAAAUCACUGAAGCUCAAGGACGGGGGCAAGAAGAAAGGGAAGAAGUGUAGGGGGUCAUCCUCGCCCACAAUCCCCAACCUGGACCUGCUGGAGGCCCACACCAAGGAGGCGCUGACCAAGAUGGAGCCGCCUAAGAAGGGCAAGGCCGCAAAGAGUGUCCUGAGUGUGCCCAACAAGGAGGUAAUCACACAGAAUGACAUGGAAAGGCUGGAAAUCCGAGAGCAGACUAAGAGCAAGUCAGAGGCCAAGUGGAAGUACAAGAACAGCAAACCCGACUCCCUGCUGAAGAUGGAGGAAGAGCAGAAGUUGGAGAAGCCUCCUACAUCAGGGAACAAGGACACCAAAUUCUCAUUUUCCUUCUCCAACAAGAAGCUUCUGGGCUCCAAGGGCCUCAGGCCGCAGCCGAGCCCGGGGGUGUUUGGGGCCUUGCAGAACGUCAAGGAGGACAAGCCCCAGCCGGUGCGGGAUGAGUAUGAGUACGUGUCGGAUGACGGGGAGCUCAAGAUCGAUGAGUUUCCCAUCAGGAGGAAGAAAAACGCCCCGAAGAGAGACCUGUCCUUCUUACUGGACAGGAAGGAGCCUCUGCCCACGCCCGUUACGAAGCCAAAGCUGGACUCGGCGCCCUACAAGGGGAACGGUAGUCCUGUCCCUCCCCCCGGCUCUGUUCUGACCGGCUCCCCAUCCCCACAGCCGAGCGACGACUCCUCGGACGAGGGCUCCCUGCGCAUCGACACGGACACCAAGCCCACCCGCAACGCCAAAGUGAAGAAGGACGGCGGGGGCUCGGCCGCGGGCAUCCUGGACCUGCUGCAGGCCAGCGAGGAGGUGGGCGCGCUCGACUACACCCCCAACAGCCAGCCCCCCGCCUCGCCCAGCACGCAGGAAGCCAUUCAGGGAAUGCUGUCCAUGGCCAACCUGCAGGCCUCCGACUCCUGCCUGCAGGCCGCGUGGGGCGCGGGCCAGGCCAGGGGCAGCGCGCUGGCGGCCCACGGCGCCCGCAGGAACGGGGCGGGCGGCAAGAGCGCGGGCAAGCGGCUGCUGAAGAGGGCGGCCACGCACCGCGUGGACCUGGACGACUACGAGGAGCAGGACCACCUGGACGCCUGCUUCAAGGACUCGGACUACGUGUACCCCUCCCUGGAGUCUGACGAGGACAGCCCCGUCUUCAAGUCCCGGUCCAAGAAGAGGAAAGCCUCAGACGACGCCCCCUACAGCCCGACAGGAGGAGCAGAAGAGCAGGAAGAAGAAGAACUCCAAGAGGAAGCUGACGCCCAACACCACCUCCGCCUCCGCCUCCGCCUCCGCCUCCGCCUCCGCCUCGGCCAGCAGCACCUCGGCCUCCACCACCCCCGCCUCCGCCACCCCCGCCUCCACCAGCACGGCCUCCACCAGCACGGCCAGCAGCCAGGCCUCGCAGGAGGGCAGCUCGCCCGAGCUCCCGCCCGAGGCGCACAGCAGCAGCCUGGCGGACCACGAGUACACGGCGGCGGCCGGCUCCUUCGGCGGGGCCCCGGCCAGCCGCGCCUCCCAGCCCAUGGCGCCCGGGGUCUUCCUCUCGCAGCGGCGGCCCUCCGCGUCCUCCCCCAACAGCGCUGCCGCCAAAGGAAAGCGUACAAAAAAGGGCAUGGCCACCGCCAAGCAGAGGCUUGGGAAAAUUUUGAAAAUUCAUCGGAAUGGAAAGCUGCUCCUUUAAAGUUUGGAGAGCCAGGAUCCUUCUGCUCCGCUCAGGACCCCGGAGCCCCGCCUCGCCGUCAGCCCCCCGGAGGGUGCCGGCCUCCGCCAGCCUCCGCCCCCGCCCUGAGCACGCCCGGCGCUCCGCUGCGGACAGAUGUCCCUUCUCACGUCGCUUAGAGUGACCAGGGCCCGGAGCUCGGCCCCGCCAGUCUGAGGACCCUUCCGGUUUCGGGGCCUCUAGGCACCCGAGCGCGGAGGUGGCAGGGCCUCGGCAGCUCUGCUGGGAGCACGAGUCCUUCGAGGAAGGAGGAGUGAGCCAACACUCACCAGGCCCAGAGCCUGGGCCAGCCACAGGCUGGGAGCCUCCAGAGGCUUAAAAAAAGGCAAAGAACACGAGAGAGGAAGAGGAGGAGAAAGCAGGGUGUCUGUGUGCCCCCAUCUCUUCCCGAGUGGCUCUCCGGCCUGUCCGGAGAGCCGUCCCCCUGGCUCCCUGGCCGGCCAGACGGUGGGUGUCGCCCCGGAAUGCCCAGGGCAUUUCUAGGAACGACGGGGCCGGCAGCAGGGUCAGCGUUUCCGUGGGUCGGGGAGCCACUGCGGGAGGCCCCGGGGCCCAGGCAAAGCCACAGGGUGGGUCCUGUCCAGUCCCACUGGCCACACUCCCAAAAGCACUUGCCAGCCCAGGCGCCCUGCCCCGGGCCUGGCGGGGCGGAGGGCGGCCGGGCGGCCCAAAGAUGCGGGGGCCUGGCACUCUGUCCUGUCACCUGGCACUUGGUGUCGCGUGCGUGGGCGGCUCCUGGACCGAGCCCGCCCAUGGACACGGAGGGCUGGAUUUGUUUCUCAGGCAAUCCUGUAUUUUAAUUUCAGAUGUACUUCCUGAAGCAUAUUUUUCAUAGAAUGUAGCGUGUAAAUAGCUUUUUAAAUAACUUCUUUUUUAUAAGAGUAAAAGUAUCUUUAGGAAUUUCUUUCUAGAGUCCUUCAUUAACAUUUAUACGAGUUUUUUGCCGAGUCUGAUGAACAGUUGGGUUUCCGAUGCUUUUUCUUUUCCCUCCUCUUUUUUUUUUUUUUUUUUUUUUUUUUUUAUUGCUAUGGUUAUUUUUUAAUUUUAUUUUAGAGACUAAGGUAUUGCCUGAAAAACAAGUAAUGUCUGUGCAGCCUUAUAUCUGUCUUUACAGAAGCAAACAGUACACAAAAGAUCUAUUUCAGAUAUGUUUGAAGACGCGUCUUCAACUUGAAUACCAGCUUUCUUUCCUUCUUGUUGAUGAAGGGGUGGGGGACAGUUAUUUUACUAGCACCUUGUGAAGUGUUCUGUGUUUUGUGAUGCUGUAAUUUAUUAAUGUUUGUAGCUUUUUAUAUUUGUAUAUUUCUUAUGAGCUUUGUUUAUAUGCCCAUCCCCGGGUGUGCUGUCCGCAGGGAGAGGCCGCCUCGCGCAGGCCUGGGCCUGGCCCGCCUGGCGGGGGCGUGGCUGCCGAGCCGGGUGGGCACGGCCGCACCCACGGACCCGUCCGCCCCAGUCCAGCGUUCCGAAGGUUUCCUUGCCUGUUACUGUUGAACAUUUAUAUAAUCUAACCCGGCCAUCAAACUGUUCUCUCUCUCUCUUAUUUUUUAAUUUUAUUAUUAUUUUGGCAACAUGUACAUUUCUAACAAAGUUUAUCGUGGCUAUUAAAGUGUUUUAUUUCCCAAUUCAUAUUACUCUUGUAUUGAGUCCAUGAGGCCUAAGGCAACUUAAAUCAAAGUUUUAAAAGAGUAAAGAUAUUUCAGGUUUUGUACAGAA